AUCUUUCCGUCUGACUGUGUUUGAGCCGCCAUUUUGAGCCGCCAUUAUGUGGCUUUCUGUAAAAUUGGUGGUAUCGUGGUAAAUUACGUGCGGUCAUCAAUUAGUUACAGCAGCAAUUUGCAGGCUAACCUAUCCGUGGUGUUUGAUUCGGUGUGGCAGCCGUCAAAUAUUUUUCCAUCGUCGUACGAGCGUUGUGUGAUCGGCAGUGUACAUCUAGCUCUACGCUUCCUGCUCAACGAAAUUGCGCGCGCUGGCGCACGAACACACACGCACACCUAACCAUUCGUCCCCGUGUCAUUUCGUUGUUUGCUCCCGUUUUUUUUCGGUAGGGAUUCACUCUUCCUUCGGCUGUCAGUGGUGUAGUACUUCUGGGUGCGGUGUGUGUGUGUGUGUGCGCGCGCGUUGUGUUUGUCAGGAGUGGAAGAGAAGCUGGGCCCGGGGUUAGAGGAACGGAGCGAAAGCUAGAAAGAGCAAGGAAACGCGCAAACGUGGUCGAAAGCAACAUAACGUAGGGCAAGACGAAGGGUUUGGGCGCGCAUUCAUGAGAAGCAGAAGACGAAAAAAGAAUCAAAUCGAACCCAGCAGCAUUGAGCGCGGAUCGGUUCUAGGUGUGUGUGUGUGUGCCUGGCUUAAAGGGAAGACGCCGCGCGAGUAUCGGAAGCAUCAGCAAAAAGCGUGCGAAAAGGAAUAAGCAAACACACAGCCAUCAGUCAAGCGCGCGCCCUACGUGCGAGAACGAGAGCGAUCGAGACGAAGCAUCCUAGAACGGGGUGGAAUCGAGAAAUCGGGGGUACACACGAAAUCUUGAAGCCGGACGGGUUUGGUUGAAUGGUAAAAGACCAGCUCUGCAUGUCGAAAGGGUUGUGCAGAGCAAGAGCGAGAUGAGCAAAACCCACCCAAAUGAGUAAAUAGGAAAGUAGGAAUAAAAAGCAAAAGCACGAAAAAUAACAACUCAUCUCGGCACGGGCAGUAGAUACAGAUAUACAGCGAGCAGCGAACGGGGUGGAAAGGUGGCGAAACUAGAAGCAGAACGAACGGAUGGUGUAGCAACCGGGUGGCGGCAUCCCCAGCGAACUGCACGAAAGUCGCACAACAAAACGGCGCAGGGAAGGAAAACCCGCCCCACCACCACCACCACCUUCAUUGUCCCAAGGGCUGCAGAAACACGCUGUCAAGAUGUCGAAGCUUUCGUUUCGGGCAAGGGCCCUCGAUCCGUCGAAACCCAUGCCGAUCUAUCUGGCGGAGGAGCUGCCGGAUCUUCCCGAGUAUUCCGCGAUCAAUCGCGCAGUGCCCCAGAUGCCGAGCGGCAUGGAGAAGGAAGAAGAAUCGGAGCACCAUCUGCAGCGGGCAAUAUGCACCGGGCUCAUCAUUCCUACGCCGGAAGUGUACGAUUCGACAGAUUCCGAGUUUUACGACAAAUACUACCCGCCCGACUACAAACUGCCCAAGCAGCUGAUCCACAUGCAGCCACUCAACCUCGAGCAGGACAUACCGGAUUACGAUAUGGACAGUGCGGACGAGGUAUGGGUUACGUCACAUGAGAAGAAGCUCGAUCUUGAUCCGCUCAAGUUUGAAAUCAUGAUGGAUCGGUUGGAGAAAAGUUCCGGUCAGACGGUGGUCACACUAAACGAAGCCAAAGCCCUAUUGAAGCAGGACGACGAAGUGAGCAUAGCCGUGUACGAUUACUGGCUAAAUAAGCGGUUGAAAAUGCAACAUCCCCUGAUUCUGUACGUAAAGACGGAAAAUCGAGGCAACAUGACACCGAACAAUCCGUACCUUGCGUUCCGGCGGCGCACCGAAAAGAUGCAAACGAGGAAAAACCGCAAGAACGAUGAAUCAUCGUAUGAGAAGAUGCUUAAGCUAAGGCGGGAUCUCUCGCGUGCAGUGACGCUGCUGGACAUGAUAAAGCGACGGGAAAAGCUAAAACGGGAGCAGUUGCACCUGAGCAUCGAAAUCUACGAGAAGCGCUAUCAAGCGCAGGAUUUCCAUGGUCAUCUCCUGUCCGAGUUUACGUCCAACGCGACUCGUGUCACGAGACCUGCGUUUGCGCCCCUCUACACCAACCAGUACGCACCGUUGGCUGGUGGGCAGGGUGUCAAUGCGGUGGGCGCUGGUGCCGGUACGUAUCUGAACAGUGGAGGCUCUUCGUCCCAGUACGAAGGUCACGGCACCGGUGGCAGCAGUGGCACCAACAAGCGUGAUAAUGAGAGUCUCAGCAGUCGGAAAGAAAAGCGUCAGUAUAAAAAGCGGAAGCUAAAAAUGCAGAAAGACCGUGGCUUAUCGAGCGGCGGUGCUGGAAGUGUUGGAACGGCUGGCGGUCGUGGAGAUGUGGCAGGUGGCACGAAUAGUGCGGGUAGCUCCUCGAUGCAUCAUCAUCACCAACAACACUACCACGGAUCGAUGCUAGGAGGUAUUGGUGGACGUGGUGUAGAUGGCACUGUAUCGGGCGGACAUGACACAGACCAUCAUCAUCAUCAUCAUCUGCAUGGGUCGGGUGAUCAUGUAGUUUCGUCCGACGAUGAAGAACUGUCGAAUCUGCAAGGUUCCUCAGCAGAAGAAGAGUACGCUUAUGCAUUCCGAAGGAGUAAACACAGUCAAUAUCACAGGCCCCGUGCGGAUGGCUACGGUAAUUGGCCGUGGACCUCCCGGGAGGAAAAUGGUUCGGCGGAUCCACGAUAUCGUUUUACCCUUACUUCUUUGCGGUAUCCAAGACCCCGAUGUAUUGGUUUUGCGCGUAGACGUUUGGGUCGCGGUGGGCGUGUCAUCAUUGACCGGAUAGCGACCGAUUUCGAUGAUUUGUGGUCACGGUUAGACUACACGAUCGUCGAGAGUGAAACGAUCGCAUCGCUUAACGCUACCGAGCCAACUAAAUCCCGUGAUGAACCGAAGGCGGACGAGAACGAUGAACCGAUUGUGGUCCCAACACGUAGACGCCAAAUCGAGCGUACGGUUAGCGUGAGCAGCAACUGCAGUAAUACUAGCAGCACGGCUGGUGUGGUUGUAUCGCUAAAGCCACCUCGGUUACCUGCACUCUUCAACCAUCAGCAUCAGAACCAACCAUUAGUCAACGGUUCGAAUGAGCUGCCGUCGGUUGCGAACGGUAACAACACACCGCGAACGACCGUAGCACGAAGAAAGUUAAUACUGAAGCAGGAACAACCGCCCGUACCGAGUGACUACGAAUCGGAUGGUGGCGAGAUCCAGUUUUUGGCCAGCAUUGGGCUAAUGAAUAAGGCUGAAAAGGAAUCGGAUACGACAUUUGCCAAUACCAAGCGCCGGCUUCGGUUUGACAGUGAGGAAAGGGAUGACAAUCGUCCCGCGGUGGAAGGGGACAGUGAAGUGUCCAAGGAUGUUGGUGCGGUGUUGGGCGACGGAAGGACAUUGCGAGAUGUUCAAAACUCAGAUUCAAUUGUGAUAAAAAGUGAAGACAGCACUGAGCUGGUGGUGUCGACGGGUACGGACGGUUCGACGGUGGUAAAGCAAGAACCGGAAGCGAUGGACGAUUACCAGAAGGCUGUCGGUGGUACCGGUGUACCGAUGGAAGAGGAUUUCGAACAGUUGAUAGACAGUGUAAAUAGUCACAAUCACGUGCGAAACCGAUGUAACGUAACGGGGGUGGGUGCCGGCAAUAGUAUUAGUUCUACGUCGAACGAUGGUGGUGUGGUUACGGUGGGUGAGCAACGGAGCCCGUCAACCCAGCAAAAGCACGGUUGGUCCAGGAAGCGCCUGGGACCGGAAGGUUCCCCUUCGCGGCUGCACGAUGCAACACGGGAAGAUAUCAAUGCGGUAUACAAGGAUCUACUGAACGACAUUCAAUCGAACUGGUUACACUUCCGACCGAAAACACCGGAACCGAGCCAGGACGAUCUGCUAACGCUAGAUGGCGAUCUGGAGCACUGCUUCGGUUUGACCGAUCGGAAGCGUAUCACGCUGGAACUGCAGGCAUUGGACGAACAGCUGCCGGCGACGAUAUUUGCCCCGAGCAAGGGAACAACGAUAUCGUCCCAGUUCCGUACGACGGCGUACGAUCUGGACAAUCUUAUCGAACCGCAUCCCUUAUCGCUCGACGAUGCAGAUAGCGCUGUAAGUGGAACGACGAAAGGAGUGCCGACUGCACCAUCGUCAUCGACAUCGGCCAUUGAAGUGAAGCUGGAAACGUCCGGUUCGUCUAGCGCGGAGAAUAAUCUAAGCGUACCGUCAGAGCUGAACCUAAGCCUGAACGAAUCGAGCGAGGAUAAUGAGAAGAUGCUGGAUAAUAUUCUGCAAGAGUGUGCGAUAGAUGAUCCGAAACAGUUGCAUCAAACGAGCAACUUUUGGAACGGCAUCCUGGACGAUGGUAUGCUGAACAAUCUUGAGGCUGGUGGUAGCACGCAGGAGGACGAACCGAUGGUGGAGGAACACGAGUCGGGCGAGUCGAAUCUGUUCGCUUCCAGCACGGGCAAGAUUGGGUACCACUCGGAGCUGGUCGGGUAUGGACGACCAGCGGGAGCAACCGAUCGCCGUACGAGCAAAAGCAAACGGCGUAAGAUGCUGAAGCGUUGUAGCUAUCUGGUGGGCAGCAGCUACUUCUCGGUGAAAAGUUUACCCAAAGAAGAAAUCUUUCAACCAUUGCUCGACGCCAACGGGCAGCCAAUAUUUCUUAGCGAUGGUGAUGCUGAUGGUACGAACGAUGGCGUGACGGAGCAAGCGGAACUUCGCGAUGCUGACGAUGCGAUGCACAGUGACUUACAGCCCACUGCCGUUGGGGUGGAAGCGAUGGAGAUUAAAAUGGAAGAGGAAGCGACACUGGCGGCGUCGGCCAACGAGCUGACGGAGACGGUUUCAUCCGUUCCGAUAACGUUGGCCGGAGGAGAGCAAGUGAUCAAGAUUGAACCACCGGACGAGCUCGUACCACCAUCGACAGAUGGAGUUGGCUGUGAUGCGACGCUGUUGGGAAGCACACCAACCACGGUUCAAUUUCUACCUCACAACAGUACCAUGGCGGCACCGGCCGCAACCACCAUCAAGCUGGAACCGUUCAAUCACAUUAGCCAAAUAACGGCCCGAAGUUCGACACCGGACGGUGCGCGCGUCGUUCCGACCGGUUCGACGACACUGAUACCGGCCACGAUCGUCGUUUCGCAACCGUCAGCGACGGGCAGCUCGUCAAUGUUUUCCGCCACCUCCGGGACGGUUCCGGCCGUGGUAUCGGUAGCACUUCAGCAGGGUCAACUCCAUCAGCUCGUACACACAUCGUCCGCACCAUCGAUGGGUGCCGGUACGACAAUGUUGGUAAUGCAAUCGAUACCAGCGAACAGCGGCAACUCGCUACAAUCGUCCCCGUCCGUAUCGUCGGUCGCUGGUACACCGACCUCAUUCCUGCUGACCACCACCGGUAACGCAAUCAGUGGCAGUAACGCCAUGGGCACUGUGUCAUCGAUCGCUGGCUCGAUUCUAGUGCAAUCGUCCGCCUCGUCCUCACUGUCGAACGCUGUCCAAUCGUCUUCGUCGUCGUCCGGUUCGCUGCUGUCGGGUUCGACGCCCAUCGUCGUUACGGUACCACCGGCCAGCAGUAGCGGCAUAUCGGUCAGCGGUGGCACCCAGCCGAUGAGCGUCGUAAUGCCAACGAGCGGCACCAACACGGUCGUAUCGAUUGCGAGCCCAAUCGUGGUAUCUUCAGCAUCGGCAGCAACGCUAGCCCAAUCGAUCGUGCACGCCCAAUCGUCACAGUCGUCGGUUAUCGGUAACAGUACGGUCGCUGGCAGUAAUAGUGCCACGUCCAGCGCAAACACACCGACCGCACUGAACAGUUACAUUGUGCAGCACAAUUCGACACCGAUCAUGCUUUCCCAUCAGCAGAUGCAGCAGCUAGCGAACAGUGGCGGUGGCAAUAUCGUCACCGUCGGUGGACAGCAAGUUGUCACGACUAAGCAGCAUCACGGCGAAACGUACGUGCUCACGCAAACACCGCUUAAGAAGCAAAUCAAUGGACCGUCCGAUGGUAGCAAAAAUGCCACCACUGCUGCCGUGAACGCGCAAAACAUCAACAACCAAAAGUUCCACGCACUGUUGAGCCAAAAGCUUGGUAGCAAAUCUUCCGACCUGAACAAAAAACAGCUAGAAAUGAUACGGAAAGCUUUGGGUUCGUCACAAAAGAUGAUCGUCAAGUCGACUAACCAUACGCAGCAACUGCACGGUGCCACCGCCGGUGGUAGCGCUGGUAUUGCUGGACAUCAUCAACAAUCAGCCGCACAGCAACAGCAGCAGCAGUAUAACGUCAUUCACCAGAACUCGCUAAACACACCGAUCACGAUCGUUUCCGCCCAAAGCCCGGGUCAGCCCACGCAGAACAAGAUCAUUCUAACCUCGUCGCCACACCUUCUGCAACAGGCAGCCGGUGUUGGUGGUGCUACCGCCGGCCAACUGAUAGCCGCCGGGCAUGGUAAGAUACAGCUCGCAACAGUUCAGCAAAGUCAGCAACAGCAACAGGCGGCCGGUACGGCCCGCGGCCAAAUUGUGACGCUGGAUCCAUCCGGUCAGCAAGGCGCUAGUACGGUGGGCGGUGUGCAACAGCAGCUAAAGCUCGAGAAGAACAGCAUACUGUACAACAUCAAGAAUAGCCGCGGCCAGUUUCUGCAUCUGAACCCGAAGGUGGUCAACAUCAUACAGCCGGUGCAGCAGCAAAAGAUUGUAAACAGUUUAACGAUUCAGCAGCAACAGCAGCAGCAACAGCAACAGCAGCAACAGCUCCUGCACAAUCAGGCCGGUCACGGUGGGACGACUACGACGAUACUAAGCAAAGGCCAAACGGUUCAACGUAUCCCGACGGUUAGCAUUCGUACGCAGCAACAAGCGCAACAGCAGCAGCAACAGCAGCAGCAGCAGACAAACCUCGUCGAUAUGGUCGUGGUGAACAAUGCAAGUAAUAUAAAGUUUAUACAGGCCGCAGCUUCGGCAGCGGCCGCUGCUGCUGCUGCAGGUGGUGGUAGCGUGGUGAACAAUACCGCCGGCGGAACGUUGACAGCAGGUCGGGUAAACUCCGUCACAACGUCAGUCGGUACGGCCACGCUGAACGCUUCCUCGGACGGUGGUACAAGCAGUAGCGGUAGCAGCAAUUGCGUACAGGUGGCCGCUACAUCGGCUGCCAAUGUGAACAGCACCGGAACGGCAUUAACGAACAGCAGCAACGCAGGUGGCGUAACGGUCGCGUCGGUUGCGUCUCCGGUGGCGACGGUAACCGCUGGAACGGUGGUCGGCGGUAGCACAACGGUGGUUGGCAAUACCGGUAUUGCGACCAACAGCAGCAAUGGUGGUGGUAACAGUACCGGCAGUGCCAGCGGUAGCACUAAUCCUUCAGCCAGUAUAAACAUUACCAAUAGGUGAGAGUCGAAGAUCCAGCUCAGUAGGUAACUGUUACUGUAUUUUAACUUAUUGCUAAUUAAUGUUAACGUGUAGGCCAAGGUAGGGAACAUAAGCGAGUAUAGGGAAAACUAGCGAAGCGCGCUUUCGACGUACGGAGGCAGACGACAGUUUUAUCGAUGAAAGGCAGAAGCGAACUGCACGCCUGAAACGAACCUGAAAGGCACUUAUAAGGGAAAAGCGGGCACGAAAAGGCAAGGGAAAAGAAAAACCAUGUUUUUUCUCUGCUUUCUUUCGGUGUGCAAGGAGUCCACGUAAGUGUGUCCACACAUCGGUCAACCUGUGUAGAUUUGUUUCCAGCUGGUAUAAGAAAAUGUUUCAAGAUGCACAAUCGUAUGACGAUUUCAUUCUUUUGCUUUCAUUAAACUUAUCUGUUGUGCUGGUUUUUCUAUAUGUUGCGUAUGGUUUUGCACUUUUGGUUUAGUGAGGCGCUGUUGUAAUAUUAUAUUAAUUUUCUUUUUUUUAUCAACCACACAUCGUGAGGAAUUUACGCCAAAAUAAUACAUUGUUCUCAGCAAGAAAAAACUUAUCAAGUGAUCAAGUGUAAAAAAGCGAUUAUAUAUUUUCAUUCAAGCUUUCUUUUUUUUAAUCAGUUUUGUUUCGGCACACAAACGAAUAUUUGCGACAUCUGUGAUUUUCGUUCAAUUAUUGCAAAUAUUCCAUUUUUAAAAAUUUGUGCAGAAAUUGCAGAAAAUUCGAAACGAAAUUCACACGACUAAUAGAAAAUAAACUUCAUUUCGGUAACGUUCGUCGGAAAAGAAACGGUGCCGCAAUAUUACAAAACCCAUACAACAACGGGUUGACCGAUGUAAGAUUCUAUAAAGCUUUACAAAUAAAACAAUGCAGUUAGAAUAGCAGGAAAAUAAAACGGAUGACUUCAGUUCGGAAAGGCAAAUGCACAAGCAAAGCGGAAGAAAUAAGCAUGUGUUUCCCACUAUUCAUUGAACGUAUGCGCUUCGUUUCUAUUCUUUUAAUUUUCUAAAAGAAUAAUGCUAUAGAAUGGGCAAAAGCGGGGCAGCGCAACGAAAACCGACACCACAGCGUUCAUCAACAUCUUGCAGGCGCUUUAGUUUGCUGCCAGCAAAGAGAAAACAUCUUUCCUCCUUAUCAAACACGCACGGAAAUAGUGCGGAUGGUUAGUAAAGGGACAAUCGAGCUGUCUUCAUCGAAAUACAGAAGGAAAGAUAUGUUCGGCAGAAAUGAAACUGCGUGUGGGUGUCGGUUUUUCUUUGUUUUGCUGCUGGUAGGGUGUGUAAGAAAUUUAAGUACUGUAAAUAAUUUGUAGCUUUAACAAAUAAAUAAUUAGCUCUUGUAAGACCGUUGUACCGGUAGCCGGGAGUUGAUAAACACACACGUACACACUAGUAGGGACAAAGUGUCAUUCUUUGUUGAAUGCAGUACAUAAAGCAGCAGAAAACUACAACUAAUACACUCACCAGAACGAAAUAAAACAAAAGAAGAAGAAGAGAAAAACACAGAAGCAAUUCCAUGAGGGAAAGAGUGAAAAAAAAAACGGGAAGAAUGAUUAUAAAACAACAAAAGAAGCAAUGAAUGUGAACUGCUAAAAAAGAAUAUAAAAAAAAAACAUGAAAACAAAACAAACGAAAAAAAAACACAUAAAAACAAAACCAAAGGCUAUAUUGGAAAGCUAUAUAAAUUUAUCAACUGCACAUGCAAAAUCUGUUGUGUCCUCUUGAGCAGUUCCGUUUUCGUGAUGAUUCUAAUUACACGCGCUGCGUAAAGUUGUCUGGUAGUGGCUAUUUGGAGAAUUUUUCUUUAUCACCAAAUAUUUAGCAACUUUCAUCCCAUCCACAAGUGAUGACAUUUGUUUUUGCUUAUUUACAACAUGUUCUGAUGUCAAUUUUUGCUCUUCAUUCCAACCCGUUUUCCUAUGGCGUUCGUUAUCGUUUUUAAGUUUCGGUAUCCUUUCGCUCCUUUCCAGUAGUUUUUAGCAGUGCUUUAGUUCGUUGUUCGUGUCCUAUUAGCUUUUCUCACUCACUGUCCCCCCCGUUUUGGUUUUGAUAGUUACUGUGUCUGUGAUUGUGAUGUCGUGUUUCCCUUUUUCGGUUUUUAAGAGUUGUAUAAAAGUAAAAAAAAACAAAAGCUAGGUAGUAUUAGGAGAUUUUACGGAAUAUCGUGCGCUACUGGUAAUGAAAAAAAAAAAACAAAAUCUCGUUAUAGUAAAGUAAUAAAUAUGGUAGUAAAUUUAUGAAACCUAGUAUCGAA
Messenger RNA from Anopheles funestus (African malaria mosquito), 9624 nucleotides. RefSeq names its product protein split ends (gene E(Pc)). NCBI's taxonomy places the organism in Eukaryota, Metazoa, Arthropoda, Insecta, Diptera, Culicidae. Gene Ontology annotation, biological process: regulation of transcription by RNA polymerase II. The coding region runs from base 1177 to 7362 and encodes 2061 amino acids. The record is from RefSeq and is a predicted model, not a curated record. The transcript has 11 exons. Gene Ontology annotation, cellular component: piccolo histone acetyltransferase complex.